Molecule: messenger RNA, 462 nt
Organism: Racocetra persica
Lineage: Eukaryota; Fungi; Glomeromycota; Glomeromycetes; Diversisporales; Gigasporaceae
Source: the annotation of a GenBank genome assembly
UCAUCAAGACGGCUUACUCAACUUGUUGGUUCAUGGGAAAUCGAUGAAACAAUUUUUCUUCAAAGUAUAGCUCGGCUUGAGACAAUUUUACGCCAAGAUAUUUACAAAACUGAUAAGCAAGACACAAGAGGACGUCGAAAAAAAAAAGUUGUAGUACAUAAAUUAGUAGCUCCAUCACCAUCAAAAAAUCAAGUUCAACAAUCACAAAGUAAUCAGAUUAGAAGUGACAAUGCGAGACAGCAAUCUAAUGAAGAUAAUCAAUGUGUAAAGUAUCAACGUAGACAUACGACAAAUAGUGAAAAAGUGAUACUCGAAAGUAUACUUUCUUUUGAUUCUUUCCCUGAAGACAUAGCUAUCGAAACCUUAAGAGAGCUUCAGGAUUGUAGUAAUAAUUGGGAUAUGCAACGUAUUCGAACAUAUUGGAAAAACAAUCGUAUCAACAAACGAAGAAAAACAAUUUAA